GGGACGUAGCACAACAUCGGUCUCUUAUUUUUGUCCUAGGAGCGCUCCGCGGAAUCUCUGGCCAGCGGAUCGGAGGCACGCACGAUCCCCGCCUCGACCAGGGCCAUGCUGGCGAUACGCCGGAGCCGCAUCCUGGGAAUGCCGAUGGCCUACUACGCGCUCCUCAUUGGCAGCAUGGCGCUGUGCGCCUUCUCCUAUGCCUUCGCAUCCAAGACGAUGAGCGAGAGGAGCGCACACAUCCCAGGCCACUCUCACAUGGCCGCUAAGGAGCGACACGGCGGCUUGCUCAACGUGCCGGUCCCGCCGUCCUCGUCGACGGGCAAGGACCUCGCGCACACGACGUGGCACCGGCAGCCACCAAGUGUUCGCGCCCACGGCGGGAGUCGCCGCCACGCGAAGCACCCGGGCCGGAAGAGCAAGAGGUCCGGGCGGCGCUCGCACUCCGCCGCAGCCACCGCAGCUUCGACGAAGGUCGCGGUGGAGGAUGCGGACUUGACGCCGGACAGCGCGACGCAAGCGCAAUGGGAGCCGCCUGUCAUGGAGACGACGCCCAGCGUCGUCCAAGACACGGCGGCGACCACGUUCGCACCCGCUUCGCUGCCGUCGGCACCGACCGUGACCGGCGGCAGCAUCACCCAAAACGGAACGUUCAACUCAUCGGCGAACCUCGACGAGUACGAGGAAGUGUUCGAGUACUACUACGUGUACGACGACAACGAGACGUCGACAUCGAGCACGCCUCAGCCGGCGCAAUACGCCGAGCUUGCCAUUCCAAUAAACCAGUGAUGCUCGA
Molecule: messenger RNA, 793 nt
Organism: Dermacentor albipictus
Lineage: Eukaryota; Metazoa; Arthropoda; Arachnida; Ixodida; Ixodidae
Source: RefSeq, a predicted model, not a curated record